Messenger RNA from Lathyrus oleraceus (garden pea), 864 nucleotides. RefSeq names its product wall-associated receptor kinase-like 20. Lineage: Eukaryota; Viridiplantae; Streptophyta; Magnoliopsida; Fabales; Fabaceae. Gene Ontology annotation, molecular function: polysaccharide binding. The coding region runs from base 1 to 627 and encodes 208 amino acids. The record is from RefSeq and is a predicted model, not a curated record. The transcript has a single exon.
AUGGUAAUCCUUAUACUCUUUCUACUAAUCACUUCUCUUGGUUCAGUAAUCAAUGCAUCUCCCUUAACUGCUUGUCCAUACUGUGGUGGCUUUGAAGUUCCAUAUCCACUCAGCACUAAUGAUAACUGUGGUGACAAAAGGUACAAAAUUUACUGCAAUAAUCACACCUUAAAAUUCUUGUCACCAACAGGAACAUUCUAUAAUAUCCUUAAAAUUGACCAAAAUGCUAACAAGCUUAUAAUCAAACCACCUACCAUACAUAAAAACACUUGUUAUUCUUCUGAUCUCUUUAAUGGAGGCUUAGUCCUUGAUGAAAACUUACCCUUCAAUAUUUCUACACUCAACACUGUCAUGCUCCUAAACUGCUCUAGUAAUAUCCUUCAAUCUCCUCUUAACUGUUCAUCAAACAGCAUCUGUAGACAGUUUGAGGAAAAAGUAGAAGAAGGAAAAGCGUGUAUGAACACCCUUUGUUGUCAUUACUUGAAAGAUUCAGCCAUGAAUUCUCAUAAGAUCAGGCUCAGAGUUGGAAGCUGUACUGCUUAUACUUGUUUGGUGAAUUUCAAACCUGGUGACCCUUUUGAAACAUGGAGUUAUGGGAUUGAGUUGCAAUGGGUGUCUCCUUAUUAACCAAGAUGCAUGCAUGUUAAUGGUUUCAAUGUUAGACUUUGAAACCAAACAACUAUGUUAUAUCAUCUUGUGUUAGUUCUAUGUUUUUUAGUUUGGUUAUUUGAAUAAAAUGUGUCAUACUUUUGCUAUGUAUAACAUGAAGUGAUGAUAUAUAAGAACAUGUUUCUUAUUAUUAUCCUUCAUAAAUCAUAAACUGCAGGUUCAAUAAAGAGAACAUUGAAUUUAACAACUUGAAAA